This is a messenger RNA of Letharia columbiana, 324 nucleotides long. RefSeq lists its product as uncharacterized. The record is from RefSeq and is a predicted model, not a curated record. NCBI's taxonomy places the organism in Eukaryota, Fungi, Ascomycota, Lecanoromycetes, Lecanorales, Parmeliaceae. Bases 1 to 324 code for a protein of 107 amino acids. The transcript has a single exon.
AUGAAGGGCUCAGCCCUGUUUCACAUCUUGGUUUUUGCAUCCGACGUUCGAGGACCGGUCAGGGAGGGGCUUAAGUAUUUCUCCGCGAGCUUGUCGAAAGGCUUCUACAACCGAUACGGCGGAAGUGAACUUUUCAACAUCAUCUUCGUCACAAAGUGCCUCCCAUUUGAGAUUGCGGAGCGAACGACCGAUACAGAGCUUCGUACACUCGGCGACGUAGCCACCAUCGUCUACGACGAUCGACCACCAGACGAGGACGCUCACUACACCUGGGGUAUCGACCACGCCAAGGGUGCCGUCGUGGUAAUCGGUCCCGAUCUCUGA